ACCGACAGUCUCUUUCAUUAUCUGGGAUCUUUAAACGUGCAAUGUUUAUUUCCGUUCAGUUUGCAUAUUGCAUAUUUUUGAUGCGUUAGUUAGAAUAUUUCAAAAAGUGAAUACAUGAAUUAUUUGAUCAAAUACUUAAUGAGAAAAAUAAUAAUACAAAAUCGAAUGCUUAGAGGUCACUUAAAAUUUUUUUUUUAGAAUCCCUGUCCUUGAUCAGAAGCUUAUAUAUGUAUGUAGAGUCCAAAACGAGCGAAAGUUAUUUUGUUGCUUUGGAACAAAUUUAUCAUGUGGGUGUCAGUGGUGCUGCUGUUGUCUGUGUGUGCAGUGGAGACUGUAUCAGCAGUAGGAGCUCAGUUUUUGGACUGUCCAGGCAAUGACGCUAACCUGGGAUUAUUGAGAAGAUGUUGCAGAAGUGCCAUACUGCCCAAAGGCUGCGAGUGUUACGAUAUUUCCAGCAACAGCGACUACACCAACACAGUGUUCCAUAAACCUUUAUGUCCAACUAACAUCAGCAUCAUUUUCCACCUGUACAACCGCCAGCACCGAGCAGCCCCACAGCGAAUACAGGCUGGUGAAUUCCACAUCAAAGGUACCAGCUACAGCGGUGACAAAAAGACUGUUAUUAUUGCUCACGGCUUCACGGACAAUGGAGGAUCGCACUGGGUCAUAGAGAUGAAAAACGCUCUUCUGGAUGCAGAAGACAUCAAUGUUGUUGCAGUUGACUGGCAACAGGGCGCUAAGGGACCUAACUACUACCAGGCCGCUGCUAACACCAGAAUGGUGGGCUCCAUGGUCGGUCGUCUGAUACAAGACAUGCACUUGUUUGCGCAUGCGGCGUAUGGGAACUUUCACUUGAUUGGUCACAGCCUUGGAGCUCAUUUGUUAGGAUACGCUGGACAGGAAGUAUUCCGUCUGACCAACCAAAAAGUUGGACGCAUUUCAGGUUUAGACCCCGCUGGGCCGGCUUUUGAGAAAUACUCCAGCUUUGUUCGAAUUGAUUCAAGCGAUGCCCAGUUUGUAGACAUAAUUCAUACUGACGCCGAGCCUUUAAUUAGUGCAGGCUUUGGAAUCCGAAUUUCUGUAGGUCAUGUUGAUUUCUAUCCAAACGGAGGUGUCCAUCAACCAGGCUGUCCAGAGGAGCGAUUCGGUCUUCUCUCUAUGGUCAAUUUUAAUGCUGAAAAAGAUGGCGGAGCUUGUAGCCAUGGACGCGUAGUGGACCUGUUUACCAACUCUAUCCAAAGAUGUCGCUACAACCCACCAGACGGUAACACCGCCUGCACCAUGGGAUACCAUGUCAGCAGAAGUUGCAGAGGAGACCACCGCCCGACCACAACCAGCAGGGCCCCAUUCUGUUAAACACUAGCUCAUGUAUUAUUGUUGGCGAUUUAUAUAUUUUUUAAUUAAAUGGUGUGUUGAAUGAAAUUGUGAUGAAAAUAAAUACAGGAAUUCCA
Messenger RNA from Biomphalaria glabrata, 1451 nucleotides. Its product is annotated as pancreatic triacylglycerol lipase-like. Gene Ontology annotation, molecular function: lipase activity. Gene Ontology annotation, biological process: lipid metabolic process. The record is from RefSeq and is a predicted model, not a curated record. NCBI's taxonomy places the organism in Eukaryota, Metazoa, Mollusca, Gastropoda, Planorbidae. The transcript has 8 exons. Bases 286 to 1356 code for a protein of 356 amino acids.